GUAUUUUUCGAGGCAGGAAGGCUUGGUAUUGGCGGGAGUGCGCGGGAAACACAAAUAUAGACCAAUCACCGCCUCCAAUCUCCCUCCUAUGCUUUCUCUAUGGAAGACGCCGCCGACCACAGCUAUAGGACGCUACACAUUGCGCCCUUCACAAAAUCAUGCCACGUGCCAAGUUAGUGGACACAAAGCCUCGAGGGCGGAUGUCAGCAUAUGCCUUCUUUGUCCAGACCUGUCGUGAAGAACACAAAAAGAAACACCCAGACGAGAAUGUUGUGUUCUCUGAAUUCUCCCGGAAAUGUGCUGAGAGAUGGAAGACAAUGACUGACAAGGAGAAGCAGAGAUUUUAUGAGAUGGCAGAGAAGGACAAACAGCGCUAUGACACAGAGAUGAAGGGCUACAAAGGCCCCCGUCAGUCUCGUGCAGCACGCAAGCGUAGAAACCGUAAAGACCCCAAUGCACCUAAGAGAGCCCUAUCAGCCUUUUUCUGGUUUUGCAAUGAUGAACGACCAAAGAUUCGUGCCACCAACCCUGAAUUGGGUGUUGGUGAUGUAGCCAAACAGUUGGGGGCUGCCUGGAGUCAAGCCUUACCAGAAUCCAAGGCCAAAUAUGAAGCCAUGGCUGAGGAGGACAAAGCCAGGUACCAGAAGGAGAUGAGAGCAUUUAAGGCUGGGAACUUUGUGGCCAAGAAACUCAAGACUGCAGAAGAGAAUGAUGAUGAGGACGAUGAAGAUGAAAGUGAAAGUGAAGAUGAGGAUGAUGAUGAUGAGGAUGAAUGAUUGCCUUUUCCUUUAUGUGGCCAGAAGUAUUAUAUAUAUACAUAUGUGUAUAUAUAUGGAUAUUUAUAUAUAUAUAUAUAUAUAUGACCUUGGUAUAGUUGAUAGCCGUGUUGCAGAGUGUAGGUGCGUUGAUGCACUGUGGCAUUGAGGAGAAACGAGUGCCCUUUGUGAAUCAAGGAAGCAAUGUAAUCGUGUGGGUUGAUUGGUGUGUGCAGUACUGGUAAAGUGACAAUCUUGUUUUUUUGUGUUCAACUUGAUUAUAAGGGACAGUAAUUUAUGUGAAUUUAUGAGUUGUAUUUUUUAUUUAGAUCAUAAUGGAUAGUUUUUUGAAACUUUACUUUAUGAAAAUUUGCUCCACACCCAUUUUAUUUUAUUUUAUUUUAUUACAAUUUUUUUUUGUCUUCUCAUGCCAAAGAAAGGGUAUGUUGAUAUUACUUAAUGAUUUGAUAAAUUAGUACUGUUUUGGUGGAUAUGAUUUUAUUUAUUUUUUUAGUGAGUUAUUUAUUAUGUCUUAGUUGUAGCCAUUCAUUAUUCUUUAAUUUGGAAUGAAGUGUUGGGCAUGCAUCUGUUGUAAAUACUUGAAUCUCUGGGUUGCCAAAGGAUGCAACCCCCAGAGGGACGUGGGACAUGGGACGUGGCAGUACUUGGGGGAUGUGUGGCAUCUUAAGAGAGGUACUUCACCCGUCCAAGGUCCCACAUCAACCCAAAACUUCUUCACUUUAUACUCAUGAAGCAAACCCUCCUUCCAGCAGACAUGAGUGCUUCAAUCUUCAUUUUAAAGGACUGUUCUCAUUUCAUGAAAAUAACCUUAUGUUUAAUUUUGUCUUUUCAGGACUGCAAUUGUGUUUGUUAGGUGACAUUUCUUUGUUUAGUGAAUAUUAAGACAACAGGUUUGUGAGUAUAGUUUGUAUGUGUUUCUGCUGGAAUGAGGCUUCACAAUUUGUACUUCACCCUCAUAGAGCCUCUGCAUCAUGCCAUUCUGCAUAGUCAUUGGACAAACUAAUUCAUUGCUAAAUUCUACAGGAUUGUAUAAAUAACAUCAUGAACAUUUAGGAGUAAGUGAAACAUUUUGUAUAAAUUAUGUAAACUUUUUUUUGAGUGUGAGCUCUUGUUUCGCAGAAUGACUCUAAUAUCUGAUUUUGACCAUAAUGAAGUACAAUCAUACAUCAAAGUUCUACUUUCAAAAAUAUUUUGAAAGUUUUCUUUAUUCUGUUUUUAUAAUCUUUGAACUUUUCUGAAAUUUUGUAUGAAGAGUACAAUAAAAAGUAGUUUAUA
Messenger RNA from Portunus trituberculatus (swimming crab), 2051 nucleotides. It is a transcript of the gene Dsp1, whose product is annotated as high mobility group protein DSP1-like. The record is from RefSeq and is a predicted model, not a curated record. Gene Ontology annotation, biological process: regulation of transcription by RNA polymerase II. The transcript has 5 exons. Gene Ontology annotation, cellular component: nucleus. Gene Ontology annotation, molecular function: DNA binding, bending. Bases 159 to 776 code for a protein of 205 amino acids. NCBI's taxonomy places the organism in Eukaryota, Metazoa, Arthropoda, Malacostraca, Decapoda, Portunidae.